AAAGCAGCAAGAGCAGACGGAAGACUUAAAAUUAGAAACAGAAUUAUAUUAUUUUUUUGUGGUUACAUAAAAUUUUAAAGAAUUUAAUUAAAAAGACGAAAAAAAUAAAAUAAAUUUUUAAACAACAAAUUAUCAGUUUUAUUUUAAACUUAUAUUAAGUUUAAAUAUUUAACUGCAAACAAUAUGAGCAAUUUAAAACUUAAUGUAAUUAAAGAUGGUGCUAGUGAAAAUUUACUUUCAAAUAAUAAAUCUCAAGAUCCCAAUCACAUAACAAAUGGUAAAAUAAAAGAUUUCGAAGAGGCGAUACCGUUCGCUGAGGCAUUAGAAAAAACAAAAUUUGGUUUAAUUAACUAUUUUAUUAUAAUAACUUCGGGUGUGGUCUUGGCCAAUGUUUUGCUGGAGACUUCAGCGGUGGCAUUUUAUAUGCCGGUAGCUCAUUGUGAUUUACAUUUGACCAAUUAUCGCAAAGGUUUACUCAGUUGUAUUGGUUAUGUGGGCAUGAUUAUAAGUUCACAUUUAUGGGGUUUUCUGGCCGAUACUAAGGGACGAAGACGUGUUAUUAGACCUACGUUAAUAAUUGGAUUUGUGGUUACGUUAUUUUCGAGUUUUGCCACAAAUUUUUGGAUAAUGUUAUUUUUACGAUUUGUUAAUGGUAUAUUUGUCUCGGGUUCUUCGGCCACGAUUUACGCUUAUUUGGGAGAAUUUCAUAUUGAUCGUACACGUUCCAGAGCCAUGAUGAUCUCUUCGUUUAUAUUUGCUUUGGGUGCUAUGUUAAUGCCUUUCAUUUCAUUUAUGGUUAUUAAUCAAGACUGGAGUUUUCCAUUGGAAUUUUUGGGCAUUACCUAUAAACCCUGGCGUCUAUUUGUUAUUGUUUGUGGUCUGCCCGGUUUCUUAGCAGGCGUUUCUAUGUACUUCUUGCCAGAAAGUCCUAAGUUUUUAUUAUCCAUCCAUGAAGAGGAAAAGGCUAUUAAGGUCUUACAUAAAAUGUAUAAAGUGAAUGGAGGCAAAGGGGAAUUAAAGAUAACCCACAUUAUACCCGAGGAGGAUUGUGAUGAGGUCUUGACCAUAGAAAAUAAAAACAUGAAUUUCUUUUUGAAACUUUUGCUGAAUAUGUGGAAUCAAACUGUGCCUCUAUUUCGUCCGAAAUAUUUGCGUAGUACCUUGAUUGUGUGUACCACACAAUUUUGGUUGUAUGUCAUAACAAAUGGUCUAUAUAUGUGGUUCCCCUAUAUUAUUAAUGCCAUGGGAGAGUACAUGAGAAAUAAUCCCGAUGGCAAUGAGAAGUUAUGUAAUAUUGUUUAUGCCAAACAUGAUAAUCAGACUGAGGGAAUUAUGGAUUGUCCCGAUAAAUUAGAACCCACCACCUAUAUGUAUUCCCUGUUAAUGGAAAUAUUAUAUGCCUCAUCGUUUGCUGUGAUAGGAGUAAUCAUAAAUCGUUUAGGAAAAACUCUUAUAUUAUUUGUUUGCAUAGUAUUCUUUAGUUCUUGCGGUUUAGUGGCCGUUUGGCUUCCUUACACUUCGGUGGCGGCCAUUUUUUAUGUAUUAUUAUUUUUAGUGGGCGUGUGUAUUAAUGUUUUGGGCGGAGCCACUGUGGAAAUCUUUCCUACACAAUUAAGAGCCAUGGCCAUGUGUGUCUCUUUAAUGAUGGGCCGCAUUGGCAGUGUGGUGGGCACAAAUAUUGUGGGUGCUCUUUUGGCCACCUAUUGUGAGAUAACAUUUUAUAUCUCCUGUUUUGCCUUAAUGUCUUGUGCUAUUCUAAUUUUGUUCCUACCGCAUCAUGUUAUGUCGCGAAAUUCCAAAAAAUCAAACAUUCAAGAUACUUAAUAAUAUUAUUAGGGAGUUCACUACUUUUUUACACCAUAUGAUACUUAAUUAGUGAUAUUUUGUGAAAAUAUGUUUUUUAGUUUUAAGUAGUUAAAAUAAAUUUUUUAGCAAAUAGUUAAUAAAUAUUAA
Lucilia cuprina (Australian sheep blowfly) is the source of this 1953-nucleotide messenger RNA. RefSeq names its product synaptic vesicle glycoprotein 2A-like. Bases 184 to 1824 code for a protein of 546 amino acids. Gene Ontology annotation, molecular function: transmembrane transporter activity. Gene Ontology annotation, biological process: transmembrane transport. The transcript has 8 exons. The record is from RefSeq and is a predicted model, not a curated record. Lineage: Eukaryota; Metazoa; Arthropoda; Insecta; Diptera; Calliphoridae.